Messenger RNA from Andrographis paniculata, 1919 nucleotides. Its product is annotated as rust resistance kinase Lr10-like. Gene Ontology annotation, biological process: protein phosphorylation. NCBI's taxonomy places the organism in Eukaryota, Viridiplantae, Streptophyta, Magnoliopsida, Lamiales, Acanthaceae. Gene Ontology annotation, molecular function: polysaccharide binding; protein kinase activity; ATP binding. The transcript has 4 exons. The coding region runs from base 49 to 1851 and encodes 600 amino acids. The record is from RefSeq and is a predicted model, not a curated record.
UCGAUCGUAUUGUCUCGCAAGAUUUUCGGACAAAAUUUUAGCAAAAAAAUGUCGAAAGAAAUGCAGAAUCUUGCUGUUUUGAUUCUUUUUGUAUGUUCUGCUGCAAGAAUCGGAGGUAAGAACACCUCAGGCUGUGUUCCGUCGUCGUGUGGCGAUAUCGUUAUUACCUACCCUUUUCGACUGCGAGGCGAUCCUCCGAAUUGCGGCCAUUCGGACACCAUUUUCAUGCUCGACUGCCACGAGAAUCGAACGACGAUGAAGACCAAAUCGAGAAGCUAUCGCGUGCAAGAAAUCAGUUACAGAAAUUUCUCAGCGCGAAUAUCCGAUCCCGGCGUUGACAGCCACAAUUACUCGUCCUGUCCGAUCUAUUUCUCCUCGGAUGUCGACAUUUUGUCGAGCUACAUUUCGGUUAACUAUGACAACCAUGUCGACGUGGCGUUCUUCAAGUGUCGAAAGCCGGUGAACAAUCCGUUGUACGUCGAGAGCCCUUUCUGCAGCGAUACGAGUGCUCGUCGUUCGAACGUUUCUCGAGAUUUCUAUACGUACGUCGCAGCCUCGAGGAUAUUGGUUUCGGAAUUGGAGGAAUCUUGCACUUACGACGCCGUGACGGAGGCCUCGUUUCCGUCGACUUUGCGUCGAGGCAACUACACGUAUUCGCAGGUUCAUGAUUUGAUGGCUUACGGAUUCGAGCUUUCGUGGAAACGAGUGUUGUGCGUCGAAUGUGAGGACGGCGGGGGAACUUGCUCGAUCGAGAACAACGGUAGAGUUCGAUGUCGUCGUUAUUGCUACGAAGACACGCCCCUUUCGGAGCGUAGUUUCGUCUGCAAACUGGACUACUAUCUUCCUUACAUUAUGAUCGCCGUCUUCGCGAUAGGAGGGAUCAUAGGACUGAGGUUCUUGUUAGGGAUUACGAUGUUGAUCGCGCUGAUGUGGCAUCGAUAUCGAGCCCAGGAUUGCUCGUCCGAUAACAGAGAAGCCGUCGAAGAACUCUCGAGGCUUCAGACAAACGGAAUCCCCAUUAAUUACAGUUAUAGAGAGAUCGAAAAGAUGACGAGAAACUUCGAGGCUAAAAUAGGCGAAGGAAACCGAGGAAGCGUUUUCGCCGGCAAGCUUAAAAGCGGUCCUCCCGUCGCAAUAAAGGUAUUCAAAAUGUCGUCAAUUAACGAUCGAGACUUCGUCAGCAUCGUCUCGAAAAUGGCGAAGAUUAACCAUCUGAAUUCUGUGAAACUAAUCGGAUUCUGCAUCGAAGGCUCGAGACGAGCCUUCGUGCACGAGCUCGCAAAAUGCGGCACGUUGGCAAGCCGCAUUUCAUCGUUAACCUGUCGACAGAUUCUCCGAAUAUGCCGCGGGACAGCGCUCGGGAUCGAGUAUUUGCACGGCGCGGAAGUCCCGCACCUCGGCAUCGAGCCGUCGAACAUUUUGCUCGACGAGGAUUUCAAUCCGAAGAUCAAAGAUCGCGGAAUUAAAGACGUGACGGCUACGGGAUACGCAGCGCCGGAGCUGUUCUAUAAACACGUCGGCGACGUCUCGUGCAAAGCCGACGUAUACAGCUUCGGAAUGGUGAUGAUGGAAAUGGCGGGAAAAUUGCGGGUUUUGAAAUCCGGCGAGACGGACUUCCCGUUGUCGAUUUACGAGCGAUUGAACAAAGGGAAGCGGAUGGAGAUCGACGGCGGAGAUGAAGAAGAGGAGAUGAGGAUGAAGAGGAUGGUUAUGGUGGCGCUGAGAUGCGUUCAGAUUAGGCCUCAAGACAGACCUUCGAUGAAUGAAGUUGUCGGAAUGUUUGAUGAACAGAUAGAAUCACUGCAGCUGCCUCCGAAUCCUUUCCGGGCGUCAGUGUUUAAUGAUAUGUAAGAUGCAAGGAAGAAACAAACUAUAUACUCUCUCCCAUCCAUUGGAAGAGUGACCUUUGGCCUUUGAAC